AUGAAUGAACUAUAUAGCAAUAAUUCUAUAGAAACCAAUAACAACAAUAAUAGUAAUUUUAAUAAUAAUAAUAGCAACAACAACAAUAGUGAUAAUAGUAGUACCAAUCAUAAUUAUAGUUAUAGCAAUAAUAACAGCAAUAUCAACAACAAUAACAAUGUUGAAGUAAUAAUAUCAGAUAACGAAAAAGAAAGCGAUAGAGAAUAUUCUGACAAUGACCCAAGCAAAGAAGAUAAUAUUAAUUGGUUAAUUGAUUUAACUAGGGUACAUAUAGGUCAAUAUAAUGAAGAUGAUCCAGAAAAAGAAAAGAUUAUUUUAGAUCAAUUAUCCACAAUUAAUAUCGAAUAUAGCAAUCACUUAAAAAAAUACAAAUAUACAAAUGUAAUUAAAGAUUUAUAUAGAAAAGGAAAAUUAGUUUUAAAAAAUAAAAUAAACGAACUAUACGAAAAUUUUAAAAUAACAAAAAACUUAAACAAAAAAACAAAGAAAAAAAAAGUAAACCAACCAUAUUUAAAUAGAUUACCUCCAACUCCAGUUCCAUUAAAAAUAAAGGAAAAAAAAACACUACCAGCAACAGAAAUAAGCCAAUCAUCAAAUAAAAAUAAUAAUUGUAAUAUAUUUCAUUUUCCUCCGCCACUUCCAUAUAUUUUAAAACUAAGCGAUAUCAAAUAUAUAAAGGAAAAAAAAGAAAGAAAGAGAAAAGAAGAUGAAGAAAGGAGAAGAGAGAGUAGGGACAGAAGUAGAGAUAGAGAAAGCAAUAGCAGAGACAGUAGAAAGAGAUCAAAAAGUAGCGGAAGCAAUAGAUCGUCUAGUAACCGGUCAUCGUAUGAUAGAUCAUUCAAUAGUGAAGACAACAAUAGAUUACCCAACUAUGACGGCAAUGCAAAUACAUCGAUGAACCUACCAUUACAGUCACACGUUUACACUGACAUUGAUGUAAAUCAUUUAAGCAAUAGGUCUUCUUUAGAAAGACUGAACCCAGAUGGAUCAAUGCUACCACCAAAAGGCAAACCCAAAACGAUACCAGAAGGUGAUGAAAAAAUUGUCACAAUGCCAGUAGGUACUCCAAUACCUCUAUCAGUAAUUCAAAAAAUUGCUCCAUUAGAAACAUCUGCCCCAAUUCCAACUGUACAGCCACAUAUUCACAGCUUUUCUUUAGAUUCCAAAUUAUUAGAUGCGUUAAUACCAGUUGAACAACAACAACAACAACAACAACAACAACAACAACAACAACAACAACAACAACAACAACAACAACAACAACAACAACAACAACAACAACAAAAUCAAUUAAUAAAUUCACCACCAACUAUACAAUCACCACCAAUUAUACAAUCACCACCAAUUAUUGCAAAUGAAAAUUUAAGAAAUCAUUUAAAUGAAUUAAAAAAGAAUCCUAUAAAAAUGGAUCAAAUAAAACAAUUAUAUGAAAAUCAAUUAUUAAAGGAAAAAGAAUUAUUACAACAACGUCAAUUAUUAAUCGAUACACAAAUGGAAAGAAAGAAAUUAAAAUUAGAGAGCUUUGCUUUGGAGUUGAACAAAGUUAAAGGAGAUCCAGCUGAAACAAAAAAAGUAACUCAACAAUUAUCAAUCGAAGCCAAUAUUGUAAAAAAACAGAGUGAAGAUGAAUUAAACAACUUUAGUAAAUUCCUGAUCGAUGAAAUGACGAAAAUGCUUAUGAUCCAACAAGUAUCUUUGCAACAUUUAGGUGUCAAUGGCUUUUAUCAAACAUCCAACCCAACCGAUAUCAAAGAACAAUUAAAUAUUUUACACUAUUUAGUACCAAAUCUAUAUAACCCAACCAAUACAACAACAGCCACACCAACGACAUCAAUAAAUCAAUAA
Dictyostelium purpureum is the source of this 1845-nucleotide messenger RNA. RefSeq lists its product as uncharacterized. The record is from RefSeq and is a predicted model, not a curated record. The coding region runs from base 1 to 1845 and encodes 614 amino acids. NCBI's taxonomy places the organism in Eukaryota, Evosea, Eumycetozoa, Dictyosteliales, Dictyosteliaceae. The transcript has 3 exons.